ACUAUUUAUAAUUGACAGAAGCACAAACUGACGUGAGAGGAGAAUUUUUUAGUAAAAGAUUUAGAAAUUUCUAUUAAUUUAUCCUCAGUAAUACAAGUUUCAAUUUAAUUCCUCCUUAGUUAAAUUUAUUAAAUGUUUCAGUGUGAUAAAUUUGAUUCUAUAAUUAGAAUACAAGAUAUGAAAAUUGAAUUGAUAAAAAUGAAACAACAGUCAAUCAUUAUGACAAUAGAGUACAAUGAAAAUGAUUGUGAUAGCAAUACUAAUUAUUGGAAAAUGUGAUUUUUAAACAAAAUAUGAACAAUGUUUGUAAGAGAUCCCUGUGGUAUAAUUUGUAUAAUUGUGACGUAUAUUGCCGUAUUUUAUGCCGAUUACGUCGUGGUACGAUGGAUUAUUUUGCAUACGAUGCAAGACAGCCUUUGGGGUCCAUUUCACGUAGUGAUUUUCAAUACACUGAUACUACUGUUAAUGAUGUCACAUUUGAAAGCAGUGUGCAGCGAUCCGGGAGUUGUACCUUUGCCCCAAACUAGAAUGGACUUUUCUGAUAUUCAUACCGCAGGAUCUGGCCUAGAUGAAAGUGAUGAGAGAGAUGAUUGGACUGUGUGCACCAGGUGCGAAACUUAUAGGCCUCCACGUGCUCAUCAUUGUAGAAUUUGUAAAAGAUGCAUUAGAAGAAUGGAUCAUCAUUGUCCAUGGAUAAACAAUUGUGUCGGAGAAAGAAAUCAAAAGUAUUUCAUUCAAUUUUUGGUGUAUGUUGGAAUGUUGGCCGUUUAUGCCAUAACACUUGUGAUUGCUUCUUGGAUAAAUGAUUGCACUCAUUGCAGUAAUGACGUAACUAUAAAACAAAGUCGAAUAUUACAUUGUGUGAUAUUGGUGCUUGAAGCGGCACUCUUUGGAAUGUUUGUUGUAGCUAUUUUAGUUGAUCAAUUUCAAGGGAUUUUGUGUGACGAGACAGCAAUUGAACGAAUUCAAGGACAUCAUCAUCAUAAAACGCCACCGCGAACAUUUACAUUACUCUCGCAAGUUUGUGGUAAAAGCCAUCCUCUAUUGUGGCUUCUACCUUGUCAAAAUCCACCUCGCUAUUCUUAUCGUCGAGAAGAACGUUUGCUAAAUCAUGAUGUUUGAAUAUUUUUCCGAAAAAAAAAGAAAA
This is a messenger RNA of Leptopilina boulardi, 1147 nucleotides long. It is a transcript of the gene Dnz1, whose product is annotated as palmitoyltransferase ZDHHC3. Lineage: Eukaryota; Metazoa; Arthropoda; Insecta; Hymenoptera; Figitidae. Gene Ontology annotation, molecular function: protein-cysteine S-palmitoyltransferase activity. Gene Ontology annotation, biological process: protein targeting to membrane; peptidyl-L-cysteine S-palmitoylation. The record is from RefSeq and is a predicted model, not a curated record. The transcript is spliced from 4 exons. Gene Ontology annotation, cellular component: endoplasmic reticulum; Golgi apparatus. Bases 301 to 1122 code for a protein of 273 amino acids.